Molecule: messenger RNA, 743 nt
Organism: Populus euphratica (Euphrates poplar)
Lineage: Eukaryota; Viridiplantae; Streptophyta; Magnoliopsida; Malpighiales; Salicaceae
Product: probable E3 ubiquitin-protein ligase XERICO
Exons: 1
Coding region: 174-590 (138 amino acids)
Molecular function (GO): zinc ion binding
Source: RefSeq, a predicted model, not a curated record
ACUGGUGGUCUAAGAUGAGCCUGUGUAAUAUAUCUCCAGGAUCAGCCCAGUUUAAGGACGUCAAGUUCUUAUCUAUGCUUGGUCUGUGGAGGUGAAUUGCUUGGUCUCAAUAUCCUCUUGCUCAACUGAACGCCAUAAUUUACAGAAGUGCUUCUGUUUUGCUUUUGUGGGUUAUGGGGCUCUCAAGUUUCCCUGGUGCAGCAGGAGUGCUGCCAGAGUUACUCAUGAACGCAAUCUUAUUAGUGGCUCUACUGAAAAACACGGUGACGUCAGGGCUGCGAGUUAUGGUCGGUGCUAACUGGACACCUCCAGAUUACGAGGGAGAGCCAGAUGGAAAUCCACAAGAAAAUGCAAGAGAGAGAAGAAUGUCAAUAACCCAGUUCAAGAGCUUGCAGCAGAAUGAUGGCACAUGCUAUGGGGUUAGUACUGCAAUGGAAUGUUGUGUGUGUCUAUGUGGAUUUCAAGCUGAAGAAGAGGUGAGUGAGCUGCAUUGCAAGCAUUUCUUCCACAGAGCUUGUUUAGACAAGUGGUUUGAUAACAAACAGGCUACUUGCCCUCUUUGUCGAUCUAUCAUUUUAUUUGAUUCAUAAAUGUUUUUCUUACGUGGGUGUUAGAAUUUCUGAGGAAUAUAUAUUGUGUUAUCACUUUGAGCAAAAUUAGACAAGGGUUGCUAUGAUCUUGCUUUAUGCACAACGCUAGAAUGUUGUUAGAACUUAUAAGAGCGAAAAAAUAAAAAUAAAAAU